UCUGGAUAGUUCAGCAGUUCAGAAUCAAGUUUUUUGUGUAUAUUGUACUUUUUGGAAUCAUUUUACAAUUUAUAAUGUCUUGUGGCAUCUUCAAUAUUUCCCUUAAUAUCAAAUGUAUUCCAGCAAGAGCGAUUAUUUGCAUCAUGCUCUUCACUGCUUGCUACACAAGUUAUGUGUGUCGAUUGCAGAUGCCUAUUUUAGCAAUUUCUAUGAUUAACACCACGAAAGUAGAUGGAAGAGAUGUUUACAGAGCGUUUAGUUUUUUUUCUGGCGAACCGUUUUAUUGGUCAAAUCAUAUGAGAGGACAAGUAAUAGCUGCGUACGGUUAUGGAAAUGUCAUAGGAAAUUUACUUGGUGGUAUCAUGGCUCUAAAGUACGGUCCUCGAAGAGCGAUUCUUUGGACAUCCCUUAUAUCAGCAACUAUAUGUUUGAUGUCACCCAUUUUGGCACAAGCACAUUAUGGUGCUUUGAUUUUAUCGAGGAUAAUCGUAGGACUUGCAGGAGGAGCUACAUUUCCAUCGUGUCACACUAUGGUGGCUAGAUGGGCACCGCCAAAUGAAAGAAGCAGAUUUGUUUGGUCCCUACAAGGUGGUUCGUUGGGUACAAUUAUUGCAAUGCCAAUGGUCUCAGCGAUUGCUGAAUACAUUAAUUGGGAAACUGGGUGGUAUUUACCAUCCUUACUUAUGUUUGCAUGGAUUGCGGCAUGGGCACUUUUUGCAUACGACUCACCUGGAGAACAUCCCUUUAUUACAAAUGAAGAGAAAGAAUAUAUUUUAAAAGCGCAGGCGAGCAGUGGACAAUCUCGGCAACAUACCCUGAAAGAAACUCCAGUGUUAGAAAUAUUGACGUCAGUACCAUUCCUCUGCCUAGUAAUCAGCCACUUUGGAAACCUGUUUCUUUUAUUCUUCUAUCAAAAUUCAAUUAUGCUCUAUCUCACUCAAGCCUUGGGAUUUAAUUUAACAAAAGGCGGAUUUAUGUCUGCAUUACCUCCGUUAGGACGAAUGCUGUUUGGGUUUUUCUUUGGUUGGGCAGGAGAUACAAUUAAGAAAAAGAAAUUGAUGUCCUUAACAUUACUUAGAAAGACUGCUACGAUUUUCUCGCAUUUAGUGCCAGGAGUUCUUUUGAUACUUUUGGGUUACGUGGUUACCAACCGAGGUGAUAACCAGCUGGUACUGGCUAACACAUUUCUCACUUUGGCGCUUAGUUUUAAUGGAGCAGCAGUAAUAGCUAACCUAUCAAAUAAUCAAGAUCUAUCGCCAAACUAUGCAGGAUUUCUCUUUGGCAUCAUGAAUACAGUAGCAACCACGUCUGCAUUCAUUGGUCCUAUUCUCGUAGAGGCUAUAGCAGGAUCAUCACAUGAAAUUGGACAGUGGCAAACGAUUUUUUGCAUUGGUGCAGGCAUAUGCUUUCUGAGCACGAUUAUUUUUAUUCUUGGAGGAAGUGCAAAUGUUCAAAAAUGGAAUGACAACAAUGUACCAGCUGAUGUACCAGAUAAUGUACCAGAUGAAUAGUAAUAAAAGGGUAGA
Molecule: messenger RNA, 1526 nt
Organism: Belonocnema kinseyi
Lineage: Eukaryota; Metazoa; Arthropoda; Insecta; Hymenoptera; Cynipidae
Product: sialin-like
Exons: 6
Coding region: 75-1511 (478 amino acids)
Biological process (GO): transmembrane transport; monoatomic anion transport
Cellular component (GO): plasma membrane
Molecular function (GO): transmembrane transporter activity
Source: RefSeq, a predicted model, not a curated record